This is a messenger RNA of Ostertagia ostertagi, 576 nucleotides long. The record is from the annotation of a GenBank genome assembly. NCBI's taxonomy places the organism in Eukaryota, Metazoa, Nematoda, Chromadorea, Rhabditida, Trichostrongylidae.
AUGAUUUUAUUAAGGCCUAAGCAACGUGGACUGUUGAAAGGUUACCAGUCUUCGCAUUGGGAUUCUUUAAAGAUGGGAUACAAGGAAAUGAUGGAUAUGGUUGUUAUGGCGAAGGACUUGUUCAGCUCUCAACCGAUGAUGUUGGAGUGCUCACCGCCUCUCAACAUCUGUGGUGACAUACACGGCCAAUUUAGCGAUUUAAUUCGGAUAUUCAACAUGAUUGGAUGGCCUCCAACGGUGAACUACUUGUUUCUCGGUGACUAUGUCGAUCGUGGGCAGUGGAGCCUCGAAACCAUUUUGCUUCUGUUCUCUUUAAAACUGAAAUUCCCCGCAAAUUUCCUUCUACUUCGCGGCAACCACGAAACACCGAUCGUCAACAGAAUCUACGGCUUCUAUGAAGAUCUCGUACGCCGAUUCGGCACACCUCGUCUUUACAAUGCCUUCCAGGAAGUUUUCGCAGUGAUGCCGUUGUCUGCAGUGGUGGCGGAUAGGAUCCUGUGCAUGCAUGGCGGUCUGUCGCCAUCGCUUCUCACUGCACCCUCGCUUGCCAUUCUCAAUGACAUCCGUCGCCCAAUC